Molecule: messenger RNA, 1084 nt
Organism: Funneliformis mosseae
Lineage: Eukaryota; Fungi; Glomeromycota; Glomeromycetes; Glomerales; Glomeraceae
Source: the annotation of a GenBank genome assembly
AAAAAUAGUUAAUGAAAUAAGUAGUAAAUCCUCCUUAGAAAAAGGGAAAAACAAACAUCGAAAUGAUUUAUUACCACCAGUUAAAAAUAAUACUAGGGGAGAACAAGACGAAUUUCUAAAAGAGGCUUAUCGAAUUGAUUCUCAUAUCAAUAAUUUAAAGAUUUUUCUACUUUCAAUUCGAAAAGUUUACCUAAACACAGCAUCGCAACACUAUACUCCUUCAAACUUUAGCUAUAAUGACAGUUUUAACCUAUCCACCUUUGAUAGUAAUGAUGAUAAAAAUUUCCUUUCGAAAUUUAAUCCUUCCACAAAUUUGACAGAUAAAGAACGAGAUGAAAUUGACUUACAAGCUAAAAUGAUUAUACAACAAUGUCUAGAUCGAAUUAAGAAAUUGGAAGAAUCCGAAAAAAAACGGCAAAAUUCAGUUAUGAAUAAUACAUGGAAUAAAAUAUUGUCGACAGCUUUUUCGGCCGAAGGACAUGAUAUGCUACCAGCUAUUCGUAGUAGUAUAACAUGGUAUUUAAAUAAACGGUUAACUGAAGUUUCAAUGAUACAAAAAAAUCAACAGGAAACAAGGAUCAUGAAAGAAAUUGAAAAGCGUGAAAGCACAUUGUACAAGUCAGCUUCAAUUAGACCUUCUACCCCAUUACCAUUUCCAACAAUGAUAAAUGAAGAAAAAGAGAUACCAGGAAAACAUGAUGACGAGUUAAAUGGAGGUACAAUGGUAACAGAUGAUGAUGAUGAUAUUGAACGACACUUGACAACUGAACAAAAAAUGAUGUUGGAAAUGGAAAACGAAACAAUGAUGAAAGAAUUAGCGACGUCUUUGGAACAAGUCAAUCAAGCUGAAAAGGCAUUAUUAGAGAUAUCCAAUUUACAAUCAGUUCUUUCAAAUCAUUUAGCAGUACAGACACAACAAACAGAUAGAUUAUAUGCCGAAGCUAUUGCUACUACCGAUAGAGUACAAGAAGGAAAUUUGAUGUUACAGCAAGCUAGGCAAAGGGCUUCUGACACAAGGAAAUGGGUUCUCACAUUUUUAAUAAUAGCCAGUUUCAUUCUACUAUUCUUAGAUUGGUAUGAUUAA